This is a messenger RNA of Arachis stenosperma, 1745 nucleotides long. RefSeq names its product cytochrome P450 704B1. The coding region runs from base 162 to 1745 and encodes 527 amino acids. Gene Ontology annotation, molecular function: oxidoreductase activity, acting on paired donors, with incorporation or reduction of molecular oxygen; heme binding; monooxygenase activity. The transcript has 6 exons. The record is from RefSeq and is a predicted model, not a curated record. Lineage: Eukaryota; Viridiplantae; Streptophyta; Magnoliopsida; Fabales; Fabaceae.
UUGUGACAACAUGUUGCUUUGCUAAAACCACACACAUAAAGGAAACCACUAACAUACCUACAUCCUAACCAUCUCUUGACAUCCUUUAAUUAAUAUAAAGAAGCUCAUCAAUUAAUCACCAUUGCAUUCAUUUUUUAUGACACAUUACUAGGUUCUAAAAAAUGGGACAAGAGACAAGCCCUUCAUUAGAAUGCAACAUGGGAAGUUUGGUGCUAUUGAUGUUAAUGUUUGUUUCAUGGAUGCUAGUACAUAGAUGGAGUCAGAGGAACAAUAAAGGCCCCAAGACUUGGCCUUUUCUUGGGUCUGUGAUUGAAUUGUUGAUGAACUAUGAUAGGAUGCAUGAUUGGCUUGUUCAAUAUUUGGCCAAGUCAAAAACUGUUGUGGUUCAAAUGCCAUUUACAACCCAUACUUACAUUGCUGAUCCUGUUAAUGUGGAACAUGUGCUCAAGACCAAUUUCAAUAACUAUCCAAAGGGUGAAGUGUAUCAUUCUUAUAUGGAGGUAUUGCUUGGAGAUGGGAUAUUUAAUGUUGAUGGUGAACUUUGGAGGAAACAGAGAAAGACAGCAAGCUUAGAGUUUGCAUCAAGAAAUUUGAGGGAUUUCAGUACAAAAGUUUUCAGAGAGUAUGCUUUAAAAUUAUCUACCAUUCUCUCCCAAGCUUCUUUCCUCAACAAAGAAAUAGAUAUGCAGGAGUUGUUGAUGAGAAUGACUUUAGACUCAAUAUGUAAGGUUGGAUUUGGAGUGGAAAUUGGAACCUUGGCUCCUAAUUUACCAGAAAAUUCUUUUGCUCAAGCCUUUGACACUGCAAACACCAUUGUCACACUUCGCUUCAUCGAUCCGCUAUGGCGAAUCAAGAAGUUUCUAAACAUUGGUUCAGAAGCACAACUUGAAAGAAGCAUGAAAGCCAUUGAUGAUUUCACUUACAAUGUCAUUCGGAGAAGGAAAGCAGAGAUAGAGCUUGCUAAAAACAAUGGACAACAAAGUAAGAUAAAGCAUGAUAUAUUAUCAAGAUUUAUAGAGCUAGGGGGAAAUAAUGCAACAGACAAGAGUCUAAGAGAUGUUGUGUUGAACUUUGUGAUCGCCGGCCGAGACACGACGGCGACAACUCUGUCGUGGGCGAUAUACAUGGUGAUGACACAUGCUCAUGUUGCUGACAAACUUUACUUGGAGCUCAAGACAUUUGAGGAGAACAGAGCAAAAGAUGAAGGUGUUACUCUGAAUCAAUGUGACAUUGGAGACUCUGAAUCAUUCAAUCAAAGAGUGGAGCAAUUUUCAAAGUUUUUGAAUAAAGAUUCAUUAGAGAGAUUGCAUUAUUUGCAUGCAGUCAUUACAGAGACACUAAGGUUGUAUCCAGCAGUUCCUCAGGAUCCUAAGGGAGUGUUAGAGGAUGAUGUGUUACCAGAUGGAACAAAAAUAAAAGCAGGGGGAAUGGUAACAUAUGUUCCAUACUCUAUGGGAAGAAUGGAAUAUAAUUGGGGACCUGAUGCACCUUCAUUCAUUCCUGAAAGAUGGUUCAAAGAUGGUGUUCUCCAAAAUGAAUCUCCAUUCAAAUUCACUGCUUUUCAGGGAGGGCCAAGGAUAUGCCUUGGGAAGGACUCAGCAUACCUACAAAUGAGGAUGGUGAUGGCUAUUUUGUGCAGAUUUUAUAAGUUUAAUUUGGUGGCUGGUCACCAAGUUAAUUAUAGAAUGAUGACUAUUUUGUCAAUGGCACAUGGCUUGAAGCUAACCAUACAAAGGCGCCUUUGA